Molecule: messenger RNA, 1461 nt
Organism: Rhagoletis zephyria (snowberry fruit fly)
Lineage: Eukaryota; Metazoa; Arthropoda; Insecta; Diptera; Tephritidae
Source: RefSeq, a predicted model, not a curated record
AUGCGACAACUCAAUCCCAACUACCUGAUCAUCAGCAAGGACAAUGCCAACCGAAUUGAGACGCUGAAGGAGGAGUGCGAAAAGCUGGAGAAGAAACUCGACAUUGAACGGCAGAAGUACGAGAAGCACACCUCCAGUCAGGGCGUCAGUGAGUUCAUGAAGGACACUAACCUCUCUGCGUUGCCCUUCUUCACCAUCAACGAUUCCUUUGUUCUUCACAAUGACGCCUCCUACGUGCUGAUGCUUGAAGUGGAGGUAGCCAUCGACGUCGUCUUCAUUCACUGCGACAUUGGCCUUGACCUGAUCGACUGCGAGCGCAACUCUGCCGUCAUCAGCUUCAACGAUCCUCCUAAUUUUGCCGAAGGAGGAGGAGGAGGAAGUGCAAGCAGUCCCGGUGAGAUGCUGGCCACCUUUCGCUGUCAGGCCAACACCACCCGUCUGGAGAUUCGCCUCCGGCCGGUGGAAGGCCAACACGGGACGCUGUCCGUGUACGUCGUCUCGCGGAUCACCCCCAAGAGCUGUCUGACGCGUUCCUAUGAGAUACAGCCGCUGGCGUUGCACAAACGCCAGCACUCGAACACCAGCAUCGAGUUUGCCAAUUCGCUGGUAAUGACGGGCGCUUUUGGCAUCAACGACGCCCACACCUGGCUGCGCAUGAACAUUCCCGAAAUACCGGAAAAGCUCUCGCUGAGCACGGAAGGCGUCGAAUCGGAGGUUUUCUACUACACCUCCACGAUGACGCGCUCCAUACUGAUCGUCAACUGCGGCCGCGGCACCAUCAGCAUCACCUCCGACAACGUCUCUACAGUGUCCAUUCUCAAGGACUUUCUAACGCGGGAGGCCACCCGUCAGUCGAUUCCCAUUGAAAUUUCGGUGUCAAUCUCCGAACGCAGCAUCGCCGUCAUCCUCCGGCACCUUUAUCCGAAGAUCAAGCGUCUCAUUCUGGAGAAGCAGCGACAGGACCUUUUUGAGGCGAUCAGCGAUCUGCAGAGCAGCGACGCAGACAUUGCCAGUCAGCUGCUGGCCGAUCUCAAUCUCGAGGAGAAGGAAGCAGGAGAAAAGGAGGCAGAGGUGAAGAGGUCCGCCAAAAGCUCCUCUUCAUCAUCUUCAGGGCGACCGGAGUCCACCGAGGCGAAUCGACAGGACGUGCUCAUCGGCCUGGACCGCAUCUACGGCAUCAUCACCGACCUCUUCAUCGAUUACCACAAGCUGAAGGGCACCUCGAUGGCGAGCUUCCUCAAGGCGGCCAAGGAGAAGCUCGACGAGAUGACCACGCUCAUCGAGACUGCCGUCCUCGAGGCGGUCAACAGCAAAUCGAUGCCCCCGGAGUUGGCGGCCGUCCUCUCCGAUGGCUGCAACAUCAACUCUGCCUCUUCUGGGUCCCGGGGUCCCCUCCGAGCAAAGGACGAGAGCACCGCCUUUGCCGAGCGACUCUACCACUUUUGGGACAUUCAACUGUAA